Symbiodinium sp. CCMP2592 is the source of this 1359-nucleotide messenger RNA. The record is from the annotation of a GenBank genome assembly. NCBI's taxonomy places the organism in Eukaryota, Dinophyceae, Suessiales, Symbiodiniaceae.
AUGACAAAGCACCUAUUGCCAAGGCACGAGCUCCAAUCUACGCUUGGCCAAAGCCAUGUUGCCGAAGACGUGGCCAACGCAGCAAAGAAGGGCGAACCCUCGACGGCCAGCGGAUCUUUGCUGGAGGUGCGCCAGGCUGCCGAGCGACUACGCCUGGCUUUGAAGCUCCAGUCCAUCACAGCAAGACAUUCCGAGGAGAAAACGCAAGCAAUGGAAGAGGAAAUCAAGAAAAGCAACGCUGAGAUGAUCUCGCUACGGGAGGCCAUCGAAGACGUGAUCAACGACGGCGGCCCACCUCUGGCGGGUCCUUACGGGACUGGCCGAGCGGAAGUGGGAAGCAACAGGAAGCUUUUCUAUUGCUCUGACUGCCGCGUGGGCGGUCACGGACAGCGUUUCUGCAGAUAUCUGCUAAAGAGGCCGAACUGGAGAAUAUACCCCAGCGAAAAAUGGUUCGAAGAUCGAAAUGGACAGGUCAGCCAUUGCCCUUUGGGGAAGAAAGCCGUGGACUUCACGGAUGAGACCUAUUUCAGCCGUAUUGCCAUGCACAUCAAAGGUCGAAUCUGGCUGGAAGACAAGCGAAAGCUGUACGAGUUUGUUCCAGACCUGAUGCCCUAUACGUAUGUGAUCCAAAACAGGCAAUGGGUUGGAGAAGUCCCAUCGACACCUGCAGCAGAUGCUCCUCCGUGGCCAUGGUUUCUGAAGGAGACAGACAGAAACUGGGGCACUAGCGUAGUGUGCUGCGCCUCUGCAGAAGAGUGCUUGCAGAAAGCCAAAGACGAUGCAACCUAUGUGGUUCAAAAGCACAUUCCGGAUCCUCUGUUGUACUACAACGGCGAGAAAUGUCACAUCAAGUUUUACAACUUGCUCGUGGGUAUGGAUGACGGGGUGACGUGGCGCCUCUACACGUACAAGGAUGGCUAUCUUAGUAUUUCUCCGAAGCCGUGGUCCCCGACUGACUUGUCUAAGGAAUGCCAAGUAACCAUCAUUCGCACCAAGCGCAUCAACGACUGGCCAUACUGGGACAAGGUGUACCCGAAAUGCCAGGCUGGAGUGGCUGCUGUGGUGAAGCGUGCCGCAGAGCAGGGCAAAUUAGAAGGUCGCAACAAGAUCCAGUUUGAAAUCAUCAGCGCUGACUACAUUGUCACUGCCAGUGAGGACGUGUACUUGCUCGAAUUCAACACAGGACCUGUCCUGAAAGAUCCAGAAGAUUCUCCAGAUGUCCACGACGCAGGGAUGGUCGAUGGAGCGCUGCACAUCGUCGAGCCCUGGGAGGGUGGGAGCCCAUGCUUGUGGGACUUGGCAUUGGAGUGCAAGGGAGUGCAGCCCAAGCCGGAGGAGCUCUAUGCAGGAGACAGUUGA